UUCUAAUGUGAAAGAAACUUGCGAUUUAAUAAACACUUGAAGAGUUGGUCAUGGACGUCGACUCGAUCAUUGAGGGUCUGGGUGGGUGCGGCCGCUUCCAGAAGGCAGUGGGCUUGGCCAGUCACGCUAUCAAGGUGCCCAUCGUGUUCACAAUGUACAUGACAUUCUUUUCCGUUGCCGUUCCCACGUGGCACUGUGCUGACAAUAACGGUGGAUAUGUUGGCGCCAACGCAAAUGGAGUUUCGAAAGACGUUGGUGUGACCGUAAUUUCAAAUUGGAAUUCGUCUUUAGAUUACCCUAAAACGUUUGUUAAUUCGUCAUGGAAUGAUUCUUCAAGUUACAACCCAUUUAAAUCAUGCACAAACCACCUGAACCAGCAGUGUAGCGAAUUUGUGUUUGACGACAAUUUCCAAACAAUAGUUUCUGAGUGGGAUAUGGUAUGCGGGCUGUCCUGGGUGCCAUCCACCAUCGCCUCCGUCCAAAUGGCCGGUCUUUUCUUCGGAAACUUGCUGAGCGGUCAGCUGGCGGACGUGCUCGGCCGAAAGCCACCUCUGUUUGGUUCCCUUCUCUUGCUCAUCGUCGCCAAUCUCCUCGCCUACUUUUCUUCAACCUGGCUUGUGUUCGGGGUCGCUAGGGCGCUCUGUGGAGUGGCUAUGGGGGCGUUUUUGACUGUUCAAUACGGUAUAACGUCAGAGGUGACGCCUUCGAACUGGCGCGCCUGUGUAAUCGCCGUUCCUUCUUGGGCCACGGGUGCCUGUGUGUUCAGCUUCGUGUCAUACCUUAUGCCCUACUGGCGGAAACUGCACCUUCUCACCGCUCUUAUCACCGUCCCCUGUCUUGCUGCAUGGUGGUUAAUACCCGAGAGUUUCCGAUGGUACCUGUCCCACAACCGUUCCCAGGACGCGCGAGGAGUCAUGAAAUAUAUCAGCCGCUUGAACCGGACGGAGUUAACGGACGAGAGCCUGCACGAAAUGUUGCGCGUUGAAAAGGGCGAGCUCGCCACAGGGGACAAACGGAAGUACUCUUUUAUCCAUCUCUUCAAGACAAGACGGCUGGUUAAGAUCACACUGCUGUCUGCGAUUAACUGGUUUGCACUGGGUCUGCUUUCGUACGGGAUCCGAUUCGGAAUCCAGGCGCUUUCAGGGAACUUCUUCCUAAAUCUCUUCCUGUUCAACGUCAUCGGCAUUCCCGUCGCCUUCAUUGCCAUCGUACUCACAAAUGUCAUUGGUCGGCGUCCAACUGUGAUUCUCACGUAUGUCAUGGCAACCGUGGGAUGUGUGGUCGUUGGGAUCGUGCAAUAUAUUGACACCCCGCUUCGGGCACCUCUGACCAACGGAUUUGCGUUAUUUGCGAGCGUUGGCAUUGAGCUUGCAUGGGGCCCCGUCCAGGUCAUGACCCAAGAGCUCUACCCCACCGUUAUCAGGAACAUUGGAUAUGGUUUCCAGAAUACGUUCUCAAGGGUCGGAGCCAUCAUAGGACCACAGUUGGCUUUUCUUGACACUCGCGUUCCGGGUGUUAUGUACUUCGUGUGCGGCGCGGUUGGCGGAUGUUGCAUCCUGGGGACGCUGGCGCUCUCGGAGACACGCGGUGCCCAGCUGCAGGACCGCAUCGACAUCAAUAUCGUUGCACCGUCCGCCAAAAUGAACAUAAAAAAAGGCAAAACACAACAUUGACAAAUAUAGAUGUUUACAGAUAGAUUUCUGAAGUGUGUUUAUCUAUCUAUAUAAACACCAUUCACCAUUUUGUUAAACAACUCUUAUUAAGAACUUUGUGUGUAGGUGAAAUAAUAAAACGUUAAGUAAGUGAGGAUAUCAUUAUCAUCAUAAGAGGAUAGGGUAUUUCCGAAUUAAACAAGUUAUCAUGAAAGUAAUUUAAUAUCAAACACGUGCCUAGAAUUUCAACGCGUGUGUUUAUAACAAACUACUGACGUCAUUCGUUGUGGAUUUCCUGCACACUGAUGCCCUAUUUGGUGAAAAAAAAGUUUCUGGAUAAUUCGGCACACAAUUCAUUCGGCACACGUAUAUGUUCGGCACUAAGUUAAUACGGCACCGUCAGUUCGGCACCAUCAGAUUGGAAAUAUAACCCGGCACUGGAUCAUUUUUCUGCUCACGUAUAGUCUUACUAUAGAAGCAUUUAGGGUUUCUUUUAUUUGAC
Messenger RNA from Mya arenaria, 2154 nucleotides. RefSeq names its product organic cation transporter-like protein. Gene Ontology annotation, molecular function: transmembrane transporter activity. The record is from RefSeq and is a predicted model, not a curated record. Gene Ontology annotation, biological process: transmembrane transport. The transcript is spliced from 8 exons. Bases 51 to 1673 code for a protein of 540 amino acids. Lineage: Eukaryota; Metazoa; Mollusca; Bivalvia; Myida; Myidae. Gene Ontology annotation, cellular component: membrane.